CCGGCCUACGUCCUGCUACAGAAACGGCGUGGAGCUAGACGGAGACGGUCGAUGGGCGACCCGCAAAGAGUGCCAAGGCAACCAGAUUACAUUUCUCUUGGCAAUGGGAUAUGUGGUGAUCAUUCUGGCAUGAAAAUCAACGAGUUGGUGGACAACAGUGUUGGUGAAGUCGGUGAGCGUGACGGUAAAGACAGUUCGGUGGUCAGACAGAAGAUGAGUCUAGUUUCGAUUCAAGAGCAGAAUAGAGUCAUUGGUGAGAAUCUCCACCAAAAUGAAAAUAUUGAAUUUCCGUUUGUUUCGACCGCUCAAAAAUUGAGUUAUCGCGCGAAAGUUCAGAAUCAGCUCGACGCUGCUUCUCGACAGCUGGAUCGUUUUAUUGCUACGUCGAAAUCAAUUGCUGAUGCUGCAGAGAGCUUUUGCAGAUCCGCGUUGAUGUCGACUCAAGUUGUGCAGAAAAACUUUGAUGCAUUGGCAGCCGAUUUAGCCGGGAAUCGAGAGCUUCUUCUUCAUUCUAUUGAGAAGAAACGAAGGAGUGUUAUUAGCAAACUAGAACGUCGAGCUGGUGAUAUAGCCAAAGUAACUCAUCAACUUGAGCGAGCAACUGAAUAUGCUGAGAGAGCUUUGUCUGAAGAUGACCUGUUGGGUAGUCAGUAUGGUGAAAUAAUGAAGACGCUUGCUGAGGCAAUGAUCAGACCAUGUGAGUGCUUAGUUGCAGCUCCUGAUCCUGACCAUCUUCAUGUCCUGUUUGAUGGAGAUUCAUUGCUGAUACUUAAGUCUCAAAUUCAGCGAUUCAGUUCAAUUGAAGGUGGAGCAGUUGAUAUCUCAUGCAAGUGCAAGUUGACUGACUCGGCGGGGUCGACUCAGACACCACUACCCCAAUCACCUGCACGUCGCCCAUCCAUUCUUCUAACUCCUUCCAGAAAGCGUGUAAAUAGCGAAGCAACGCGGUCGAAGUCGACAAACAAAGUCGUAAGAAUUAAUACAGAUAGGCCUGACUCGCAAUUGGACGAAGAGUGCAAACAGAAGUCUUUGGAAGAGCCAUUGACUCACGUGACUGCUCGCAAGUCGACGUCUGGAAAACUCGACGUCGUUCUUCCAAAAUUUCGGAGAUUUCGACCGUCACCAUCACCAACAGCAAAGACACCUACGGUAGCCACCAACUCGUCUGCCUCCCAUAUUGUGGAGAAGGACAACCAAGAUUCUUCCUCUCAGACUGAAUCAAGCAGAGAAUCGUCGGCUGAGAUAUCCCCAAACGAGGCCUCUGACACGAGGUCCCCAGCUUCACCAGGGGAGAAAAAGGCGGAGUCGGCAACAUCACCCGUCAAAAUGUCUACUCAGAAAACUUUUGAGGUUCCUAAAUUGCGGAUUGGUCGGUUGUUGCCUCCGAAGUUUGAGCCUAUUCCACUCAGAACUCGAUCUUCGAGCAUUAAAGGACCUUCCGUACGUGGACGGAGACGCAGACGUGCGUCUGAUCAAGGAAAGCCUGUCGAGGCUGUUCUCCGUCGUUUGGAUUUGGAUGCCGUCAUUCCGUCAAGGCGACGACCUGCUUCGGUAUCUGCAGCGACGGAGCUGCAACAGACGAGACUAAAACGUGAAGCUUAUGCGGAUAGUGAUGACGAUGAGGAUGACGACGAGGAAGAGCGUCAGUUAGCAGCUGUCAUUGCUCUCUCAGCGGUCGAAGCGCAGCAGCAACCAAAGGCACCAUCAGAGAUGCCAACUGUUAUUUUGGAUGAAGCGCAGAAGCGAGCAAAGGCACCAUCAGAGAUGCAAGCUGUCAUUUUGGAUGAAGCGCAGAAGCAGCCAAAGGCGCCAUCAGAGAUGCAAGCUGUCAUUUUGGAUGAAGCGCAGAAGCAACCAAAGGCACCAUCAGAGAUGCCAACUGUCAUUUUGGAUGAAGCGCCGAAGCAACCAAAGGCACCAUCAGAAAUGCAAACUGUUAUUAUGGAUGAAGCAAAGACAGAUGGUCAUACUGAGCUGAGCGCUAGGAAGGAGAUAGAACAGCCUUCUGACAUUCAGACGUCUGGCGUCCAAUCAGAAGCAUCAGAGCCUGCACUCUCACAAUCCGAUAGUCUUGACGCAAGUCUUGCAGUGUUGCCUCAACCGCUUGAAACUAAAGCUAGCCCAUCGGAAUCUCCUGAACCACCUCGACGACUUCUAGCAAGGAAGUCAGCUGGUCCAACUGUGAAACCCGAGGAGAUAAAUGCAGAAAUUAAGGAUAUCCGGGAACUUCCUGUAUACCAUACAUGCACUGAUACUUAUGGUAUUUUCUACGUAGACCGGUACUACAAGCCCGUGCAUCCGUGUGUUUUGUGUUUGAAAUGUGGGAACACGUUGGCGACAUUUCAGUUUGCCACUCAUUCCCAUUCUAAUGAUCCAAAGCGAUGUCUUACAAAAAAGUGGCGACAUUGUAUUCGAGUGAAGCAUCCGGACAACAACAGUCAUCAAGUGAUGUUUCAACUGUUGAAGGAGAGAUUUGGGCAUAAGAAUCCUAGAGGGAGUGGUAGCAAAAAGACUUCUACUGAUUCGGUACCCAAAGAAGUGAAACGAAAGAAAAGAAAGUCGAGUGACGCAAUCAGUUAUUUACCGUAUCCAUCCAUUGUGGAAACAAGCGAGGAACUAACUCGGUUUCCUCGACGAAUCGGGCAGGCUUACACAGGCGAGUCUGAUGGCCCAAGACCUGUCUCUGGUGAACUUGCUUGCGUCGUUCCUCCCGUAAACGAGUACGAUGGACAGCCGUGGAUUGGACAAGUUCUCCGCUUUACAAACGAAGACGAAACCGAAGCGGAAUUAAAAUGGCUCCGGGGCACCUAUUCUCAACCCUGGUCGUUUGAGAAGAGGCAACGGUUUAUGAUUGGUAAGGUCCCGUUGGACUCCGUGGCUUUUUACGGUUUUACGUUAAGGUCAAACGGACGGCUGUACGCUGAGACUGUCGAGUGUAUUAGACAUGAACUAGAGGAGACUGAAGAGUCUGAUCAAGCAACAGAGAAGUUGUGACUGCUGGGUCAGAGGAGGACUUCAUACCGGCAAACUUACUGACACAUUGUUCAUACAUGAGAUUGCUUUCUGUUUGCAAAUAGGUUGUGUUGGCGUUGUAUAUUGAAGGCUUUCGGCUGUUACAGUGAAGUAAAGAAUUUUGCAGGUUUCUUUGUACCCUAUACAUAUUUGUAUUAAAAAGGGAUCAUGAUGAGGCAUAGA
Molecule: messenger RNA, 3195 nt
Organism: Corticium candelabrum
Lineage: Eukaryota; Metazoa; Porifera; Homoscleromorpha; Homosclerophorida; Plakinidae
Exons: 5
Coding region: 52-2994 (980 amino acids)
Molecular function (GO): SMAD binding
Source: RefSeq, a predicted model, not a curated record